Molecule: messenger RNA, 1959 nt
Organism: Ixodes scapularis (black-legged tick)
Lineage: Eukaryota; Metazoa; Arthropoda; Arachnida; Ixodida; Ixodidae
Exons: 1
Coding region: 1-1959 (652 amino acids)
Source: RefSeq, a predicted model, not a curated record
AUGAAGCUUCUUGGGGAGGAAAAAGUCGCAUCAUCCGUCAUGAAGAAACUGCAAUCACGUCUAAAUGCGGCGGAGAUGGUUGAAGACAUGUUCUCAGGGCUGGGCACCAUCCACCUAAGAAAAAAGUAUGUUGCGGAAAAUUUUCCGCAUACUGAAGUCACCGAGGUGCCGCUUGAUGCGAGCAGUAACGACUCAGUCUGCUACAUUCCGGUGCAAAAGCUUUUGAUAAGUUUCCUACAGUCGGAAGACAUGCUGGAAUGUCUUAUGCAGCCUCUUUCGACGUCGUCAGAUGUACUUUCCGACUUUACCGAUGGUGACUUUGUUCAUCAACACCUUCAAGUUGCACAAGAUGCCAGCCAUAACACUAUAUUCCUCCUUCUGUACACCGAUGAGCUGGAAAUCACGAACCCCCUCGGCAGUGCUGCUGGACGACACAAGAUUUUAGCAGUGUAUUUUUCUAUACUCAAUCUUCACCCUCGGCACCGGUCGAAACUGAAUGCCAUCCACCUGUUGCUACUUGUGGAGUACCCGGUCGCUGUGCAUCACGGCCUGGAUAAAGUGCUGGCUCCCCUGGUGCAAGACUUGAACAUCAUUCAAGCACAUGGCAUUGAUGCCAAGAACAUGCACUUUAGUGUAGUAACAGUGGCUUUCACCGGGGACAACUUGUCUAUGCACCGCAUAGCAGGACUGCAGUGCUCCUUCAGCAAGGGCCGGAUCUCCCGAUUCUGCUUAGCUCGGCAUGAGGACCUAAAGCAACUGCAUACUGUAGAAGGCUGCAUCGAAAGGACGAGCGCAAUGCACAAGAGCCACCUCGAUGCCUUUGCGCUCGAUCCCUCAGUAAAUGGGCCCCUGUACGGCAUUUCCAAUGUGUCCCCUCUUCAAAGUUUGAACGACUUUGAGGUCACCGACCAGCUGCCACCCGACGCCAUGCACGACAUACUCGAGGGUGGUGUCGGUUGCGUCCUUCGACAAGUCCCGGGUGGCCUUAUUCAAGACAGAGUGCUCCGGAAGCAGGACCUUGAGAGAGUUACAGCUUUUGGAUAUGGGUUCCAUGAUAAGAAGUCGGCACCUGUGGCAGUCAGGGACACAUUCCUCACCGGUAAGGCAAGCCUCAGAGGAACAGCUAGUCAGAAGUGCUGCCUCUUUCGACUGCUUCCACAGUUGUAUGGAAACUCCAUCCCCGAAGGCAACCCCCACUGGAAGGUGUACCUGGCUUAUCGUCACGUUGUUGACAUCAUCCUGGCCGAAAGGAUUCCGAAGGACUGCAUUCCUUAUCUUCUAGUGAAGGUGCAGGAGUUCUUGGAGCUGUACACCAGACAGUAUCCGAAUGCAGCGGUUACGCCCAAGCUUCAUUACCUGCUGCACUAUCCAAAGUACAUCCUGAAGUUUGGGCCACCUCGCCGCUUCUGGGGCAUGCGGUUUGAGGCGAAGCACUCGUACUUCAAGAGCAUUGCCUCCAAAGUUAAGAACUUCAGAAACAUUUGCCUCACUCUUGCGACACGCCACCAGCUCCUCCAGGCCUACGAGCUUUCAGGGAACCUCCUUGACUCACCUCUCGAGACAACUGGAGCCAAGCCAGUGGAGGUGGUAGAGCUGCCAGGAGACGAACAGGCUGCCAUCGCCGAAGUGACAGCAGACGUGGUGCUCUCCACCGUGAAGUCUGCGAGUCUCCACAGUUCUCGCUAUCGCCUUGGCGAUGUGUUUGUUCAUGAGGUGGAGCACGACAUUCCCCAAUUCUUGAAGAUUGAAAAACUUCUUGUCGGUGGUUCGCUGCUAAUCCUCCUGUGCCAGCGUCUUACCACAUUGCGUUGUAGCGAGCACAGAUGUUCCUGCAUUGUGAAGGAAUGCGACGACAUCGUUGCAGUAUUGCCAGAUCAUGUGGCAAACUUUUAUCCACUUGACCUUUACCGCUGUGCGGACUUUUGCGAGGUUGUGCCCCAUUAUGCCAUUUUAGAUUAA